UGAGAGGAAUUGAGGAUCGGAAAAAAUGGCGCAGUGAGGGCAAGAAUUUGUUUUCGGAAGUGCCCCUAUCGCUUUCAAAGCAAGAGCGGCUUUUUCAAACAAGAGUAAAACGUGGAGUGUUUCUUACAGUCUAGAUAUCUAGUUUGUAAUUUUUGAGCUCCAGAAUACACUGAGCAACUUGUUAAAUUGACGUCAUGGUUUUGAACUGCUGUGUUUUUGGGUGCAAAAACAGGAAAAGCAGAGGGUCCACCUUGUCAUUCCACACGUUUCCUAUGAAAGACCUUGCAAGGAAACAGCAGUGGAUCAAAAACAUCAGCAGAGAAGACGUUAAUGGCAAGCCCUGGCAGCCAUCAUUGUACGAUAGAGUAUGUUCAACCCACUUCAAACCAGCGGAUUUCAAAGAUGGAACACUGGUUAAAUGCCUCAAGGACGAUGCAGUUCCAACUAUUUUUCCAAAUUACCCUAGCUACAAGCAACCAACUCCUUCUCGUAAACGUCCACCACCGAAGGAAAGGCCCUUCCCUUCACCCUCAACAUCAUGUGCUUCAUCGCCACGGCUUCCAAAAUACAGUUGCAUGGACCACACAUACAGCUAUCAAAGUGUAGAGGAACAUCUGCGAAUUACAAAGGAAAAACUUGCAGAGACUGUGCAAAAGUUACAAAGUGAAAGAGAGAAGACAAGAAUUCUGGGGCAGAAAGUGCAUCGACAAAAGUGUAAAAUUACUAGCAUUUUGACGCCUCACCAGUAGCUAUCGGAAAGUAAUAAUUUGAAGUGAGCACCUCCGCAAGAUCUUAUUUUUGGUGAGUCUUUUAUGUUUGCUGCUUCUUUUUUAUUACCAAUCACGUAUUACUAAUUAUAAUGCGUCCACUCCUCAGCCCCCAAAAAAGGAGUUGGAACAUAGGAAACAUGUCAGUACUACUCUUUGUUUACUUUGUUUUACAUUUGAUUUUUAUGUGUAAAGCAUUCU
Molecule: messenger RNA, 968 nt
Organism: Aplysia californica (California sea hare)
Lineage: Eukaryota; Metazoa; Mollusca; Gastropoda; Aplysiida; Aplysiidae
Product: THAP domain-containing protein 1
Exons: 2
Coding region: 195-749 (184 amino acids)
Source: RefSeq, a predicted model, not a curated record